AUGUCUUUUAGAACAUUGCCGGUCAUUGAUUUUAAACAAGCUUUCCACAAAGAAUCAAAGCCCAGAUUUCUACAAGAGCUACGCUACGCUUUGAUAGAGGUCGGAUUUUUUAUUUUGGUAAAUUUUGAUCAAUAUGGUCCUUCUGAACAGGACUUCAUUGAUAUUGAGAAGCAGUCAGCAGAUUUUUUUGCUUUACCAACAGAAUUAAAGGAAGAUAUAGCGAUGGUAAAUUCUCCUCACUUUUUAGGUUAUACUGCAGUUGGAAAUGAAAUUACUGGUGGAAUAGUGGACCAAAGGGAGCAAAUAGACCUAGCAACUGAGCUUCCUGCACCUUCAAAAGAGCUUCCUAUUUUCAACCAGCUCGAAGGACCAAAUCAAUGGCCGAGUAAAGAAGCAUUGCCAGAAUUCCGUAAAGUUGUGACAAAUUAUAUCCAAAAAAUGACAGAGCUUUCCAUGUACAUGAAAGAUCUAGUGGAAGAAGCAAUUGGUUUGCCAAAGCAUGAGCUAGAUUCGUUCUUUAAGGAGAAUCAACAAUACAAGAUGAAAUUGGUAUCGUAUCCAGAAAUACCUGAAGAUUAUGAGCAUAAUAACAAUGAAGAGCUCAGCCAGGGGGUAGGAGCACACCGAGAUAACACAUUUAUGACAUUCAUAUAUCAAUGUAUUGAAGUGGAUGGCUCACUUCAAGUCGAAAACUUUGAAGGACAAUGGAUACCGGUAAAUAAGAUUCCUAAUAGUCUUGUUGUAAACGUUGGUCAGUUACUUGAAAGCAUCACUAAUGGAGUUUGCAAGGCUACUAUACAUAGAGUUGUCAGCCCGAAAAAGGGCUCUGGUAGAAGAUUAUCAAUCCCAUUCUUCCAAAACGUACACACAAAUGCUUAUCAAAGAACGUUGGCUAAUUUCCCAUCUGAAGUGAUACAGUUAAGGGACAAAAGAGAUAAGUUGAUCACAAAAUGGGGGAUAAAUGUCGGUUUUCAAUUCGAACCAGAGCUCUCUAAAUAUCCAGCUGGUGUAUCUGUUUUUAAAAAUAGAAUUAAAUCUCACCAAGAUGUGGCAGCAAGAUGGUACCCACAAAUUUUACAAGAUGUUCUUACUGAGUACGAAAGUACCAAGAACUAA
Kluyveromyces marxianus DMKU3-1042 is the source of this 1116-nucleotide messenger RNA. Its product is annotated as isopenicillin N synthase family dioxygenase. The coding region runs from base 1 to 1116 and encodes 371 amino acids. Lineage: Eukaryota; Fungi; Ascomycota; Saccharomycetes; Saccharomycetales; Saccharomycetaceae. Gene Ontology annotation, molecular function: dioxygenase activity. The transcript has a single exon. The record is from RefSeq and is a predicted model, not a curated record.